Molecule: messenger RNA, 1536 nt
Organism: Solanum dulcamara
Lineage: Eukaryota; Viridiplantae; Streptophyta; Magnoliopsida; Solanales; Solanaceae
Exons: 2
Coding region: 281-901 (206 amino acids)
Molecular function (GO): zinc ion binding
Source: RefSeq, a predicted model, not a curated record
UUCUUUUCCCUCCCUCUUUUCACUAUUUUUAACUCUCUCUCUUGUUCUCUUUAUUUAUUUUUUUUGUUUUUGGUUCUAAUAAAUUUAAGAUGUUUGAGUUAAUAUAUCACCAAAUUCAUCACCCACGUCGUUAAAUUCUUCAUAUUUAUAGAUGCAGAAGCUUCAACUCAUGCAUUAUAUCAUAAAAACGAAUCUUUGAAGUUUCAAGAGUACUAAAGUCUUCAGCUUUUUCAAGGGGAUUAAUGCUUUUUCUUGAAUUUUCUGUUUCUGGGUCAUUGAAAUGGCAAGAUUAGAGGUACCCCAAGUGGAUUUGGAAUGCUCCGGUCACAGUCGUCGGAGCUCCGUAAGUGUCAGUUUUUCAGAUGCCGACAAGGGUUCUUGUUAUUCUCAGUUUUGUUCCACUGCUGAUGGGUCUAAUCAAGAUGAUUAUAGAUAUCCACAUGGAAGUGAGUCUGCUGAUUCAGUUAGUAUAGAGAUCGGAGAUGAUGAAAGUAAGGGGCAUUUGGGGGAAACUGAAAGAGAUUGUAGGAUUUGCCAUUUGAGUUUGGUGAGUUGUGGAAAUGAGUAUGGGGUUGCUAUUGAAUUGGGAUGUUCAUGUAAAGAUGAUUUGGCUGCUGCACAUAAGCAUUGUGCUGAAACAUGGUUCAAAAUCAAGGGAAAUAAGACUUGUGAAAUAUGCAAUGCAGUCGCACGCAAUGUUGUUGGGCCAAUUGACAUUGAAUCAGCACAGCAAACUAAUGAAAUAAAUGAUUUGGCUACAAAUGCAGCCCCUGUACAAGUAUCUUCCUCUUCAGAGAGGCGGACUUGUUUGAACGGUCAUCGAUUCUUGAAUUUCCUUUUAGCUUGUAUGGUGUUUGCCUUUGUCAUUUCUUGGCUCUUCCACUUUAACAUCCCCUCAUAGUAUAGUAAAAGGUUCAUGUACCAUGUGUAAAGGCCCUGUGAAGGUCUGAGAUGUUAAAAAGAAAUAUUUGCACAUUCUUUUCCGACUAGCUUUGCAGUGCACCUACUUACCUACAAGGCAAGCAGGGAAAACCUCGAGACUUGCCAUAAAUGAGAUUGUCGAUAGAGGUUGAGACAUCUCCUCCACCAAGAAAACCUCGAGACUUGUCAUAAAUGGGAUUGUCGAUAGAGGUUGAGACAUCUCCUCCACCAAGAAAACAUCGAGACUUGUCAUAAAUGGGAUUGUCGAUAGAAGUUGAGACAUCUCCUCCACCAAGAAAACCUGGAGAAGCGUCCAACACUUCAAAGAUAAGUCUUCAUUUUCGAGGAUUUCGUGUAAAUGUUUUACCUUUAAGUUAGUAAUCCCAUUGCAUGAUAUGAUAUUUGGAUUUGGAGUUGUAAUUGUCAAAAAGCGUUUGUUGUAUGCAACCAAAGGAUAAAUAUAUGGAGCAUGUCUUCUUAUACAAUGAAGUUGCUCAAAGGAUUUGGACAUUUUUUUCCUCUGAUCUACCGCUCCUCCAAUGUAACAGACUCACUCGUAAGUGUUUACUUAAUGGUGGAAAUGUGACAUGGUGUUUUAGCUAAUUUUGAAGGUUA